Messenger RNA from Purpureocillium lilacinum, 345 nucleotides. The record is from RefSeq and is a predicted model, not a curated record. NCBI's taxonomy places the organism in Eukaryota, Fungi, Ascomycota, Sordariomycetes, Hypocreales, Ophiocordycipitaceae.
AUGGUCCGGCCAGGGCGUCAUGGAGUUGUAAGCUGCACCGCAGCGCGGCAUAGGUGCGCCAGGCGUCGGAUGUGGAAGCCGAGGCGAGACAGCCACGCCGGCGGUCUGGAACUGGGUCGAUGGAGGCGCCACGCUCGGGAUGGGUUCCCGAGGAGGGAGGCUCAGGUGUUGUGUUCAGGCUUGCGUCUGUGUCUCAGCCGUGGCCACGGAGGGUCCUGCAGGCAGCUGGAGCUCAACCCGAACGGCUUCCACGAAAGAGGUAAUACAGUGCAGGAGAAUGUAUUGAAGCGCGUUCUUGUCACGCCCAUGCGGGAGGGGCGCGAUGCACACGAUGACGCCCUCUGA